AUGUCGGGCUCUUCGCGAGCGGCUUCAGCGACCCUUUUGGGCCGCGGUAUCAGGUCAACUGAAAAACCAGGUCAGGACUACCAAAUGAUUUUACCAACGCUGCCAACAGGUGCGUCCGUUCUGCAUACGGUUUUUUUUUUACAUAGUGACGUUAAGGCGAGGCCUUACAGAGUGGAACAUUUUCGAGACGCUCUUACACGGCUGUCUCUCAUGCCGGAAGUGGUUGCGCUGGGCGCAUAUCAAAUGAACCAUCUGUGGGCGAUGACUUUCAAGGACGAAGAAGGGAAAAAGAGGAUUAUCGCUGCAGACGCGUUUGAUGUCAAGGACCAGCGCUGUGUGGUCGUCGACCCGUGUGACAGAGGCGUCCGUAUCAAGCUCUACUGGCUCCUUCACGGCGUACCUGACGACGACGUUCGCACUGCCUCGUCGCCUUUUGGAAAGGUGACUGAGAUCACCAGGGACAGGUGGCGGGUACAAGGAUGCGUCGACAAAGGGUCAACCACCCGUACUGUCACUAUUAAGCUGAAAGCAGGCGUCACCGCUAAACACUUGCCCCACCAGCUGCGAGUGGCGGAAGAUGUUGCGCUCGUGCACGUCCCUGGCAGAGCUCCCCUCUGCCUCCGAUGCCGCGGCAUCGGGCACAUCCGACGCGAGUGCCGUGUACCACGCUGUGGGCUUUGUCGUCGUUUCGGCCACGACGAGACCCAGUGCGUCCGAACCUAUGCCACAGUGACAGGCCCGGCAUUGAAGGAAGAUGUCACAGAUCACUUGAUGGACGUGGUCGACGCAGUGGAAGCCGCAGGCGAAGGGAAAGAGACCCAGCCCUCGGUGUUAACGCCCCUGAAGAAGGCAACGACUGUUAAUGAAGACGAGUCAUCGGACGGCUGGAAAGACCCAUGGUAUGACACGUUGGAACCAACUAACUCAACAGAGGUCGAGGUAAAAGAGGCCAAAGAAACGUGCACAUCAACAGAAGUGACGACCGGCGAACAGCAUGACACUGGCGACACCGUGAUGGCAACGUCAAGUAGUGCACCUGCUAAGAGGCUUCACGAAGAGGCGGAUGAGCAAGAGGAAAAGGAUCAAGAGACUGGGAGUCACGAGCCUCCUCCGAAAGCUACCCCGGGACGCCGACCGGCGUUCAAGCCCAAGCCCGGCGUUCCAGCCAAACGCCGUUCUACAACCCUGACGCGGAGGCGUUCCUGGGUUAGAAAAAUUGUUGUUGGUGUCUGGGGACUGGGGUUUGUGGGCAGGAUGUACCCCGUGCCACAUAUUCACGACAUACUGGCAGGUCUGCAUGGGGCCGAACUUUUUUCAAAGAUUGAUCUCGUGCGGGCUUACCACCAGAUACCUGUGUCAACGGAAGACGUCCCCAAGACUGCUAUCACUACACCAUUUGGUCUAUUCGAAUUCCUGCGCAUGCCAUUCGGCCUUCGCAACGCGGGUCAAGCGUUCCAAAGGUUUAUCGACGUUGUUCUACGGGGCCUCAAUUUUCGUAACGCCUACAUGGACGACUUGCUUAUCGCGAGCACCACCCUAGAAGAAAAUGAAGAGCACCUGCGGAUCGUUUUUCGGAGUCUCUCUGAGCACAGCGUUAUCGUCAACGCGGCCAAGAGUGAACUCGGCGUGCCUGAGUUAUAA
Molecule: messenger RNA, 1641 nt
Organism: Dermacentor andersoni
Lineage: Eukaryota; Metazoa; Arthropoda; Arachnida; Ixodida; Ixodidae
Source: RefSeq, a predicted model, not a curated record